AUGGAAUUUGAAGUAUACCUGGGUCACGAUGGUCCUCCAGUUCUUAAUAGCUUUCAAAACCUUGCUGUGGUCAACCGAAAGUUUCACCGGCUUUGUCUUCCUAAGUUAUGGCAGGUAGGACCGUUUUUUGCAAGAAAUCCAGCUUUGAUCAAGAUCCAAAGAAGUAAGCUGAUUCAAGUUUGUCAAAUCUAUCAGCACAUCACAUUCCCCAGCUCGGUACCUGCUCCCAUGCCACUUUGGACGGGUGAUCUACUCUUGAAAUAUGCAAACUUCGUAAAGUCGGCCCGAUUUUUGUUGAGAAACUCAGAUGGCCAUCAGGAUAGUCAUCUGUUUUCGGAAUUCGAAAGGAGUCUUUCUGAUAAUACCUCAUCGAUUGAUGGUCACGGCUUCGGAUACGCAAUUGGAGUGUUGAACAUCGUGAAGAUAUUCAAACUCUGCCCUUCUCUAGAGGCGGUAGAAGUGAUCCUCCCUUCGGAUCGAAAGGACUUUGAGUGGAUUCCUGGACCUGAUCUUGCAGAUCAAACGUGGACCGCAAAUUCUUGGCUUGAACAAUUCUCAGUUCUUGGACUCGAAUGCUGUGAGGAAAUCACAAUUGACAUGGCCAACAAAUUCCUCAACGGUAGAGCCCGCUUUCUUUCUAAACUUCACAUUGAACUUCACCACCUCGCAAAAAGCCCAGAUAUGGAGAUACGCUUUGAUCUUCCGGCUCUCAAAACCCUCCGUGUACUUAAUGAUCGGAGAAGCUCCGAUCUACUUGCAAGCUUUGAAAACUGUAAAAGUAUAGAAGUCAUUGAACAUUGGGGUCAUAUGUAUAAUGAUCAAUGGAACUUCUUGAAACAUCUCCUAUCUCGACGUACUUGGCCUAAGCUUUUGGUUUUGGAUAUUCAAUACUCAAAUUAUGACGAGAAACUUGCUGAUUGGCCAGACGUAGAGGAAUUGGAAGAAACAUGCAAACUGUUCAACAUCACAUUAUUAAUUUCAAAGUAUUAA
This is a messenger RNA of Melampsora larici-populina 98AG31, 990 nucleotides long. RefSeq lists its product as uncharacterized. NCBI's taxonomy places the organism in Eukaryota, Fungi, Basidiomycota, Pucciniomycetes, Pucciniales, Melampsoraceae. The transcript has 2 exons. The coding region runs from base 1 to 990 and encodes 329 amino acids. The record is from RefSeq and is a predicted model, not a curated record.